Molecule: messenger RNA, 837 nt
Organism: Sceloporus undulatus (fence lizard)
Lineage: Eukaryota; Metazoa; Chordata; Lepidosauria; Squamata; Phrynosomatidae
Gene: PPIL3
Product: peptidylprolyl isomerase like 3
Exons: 7
Coding region: 144-629 (161 amino acids)
Biological process (GO): protein peptidyl-prolyl isomerization; protein folding
Cellular component (GO): catalytic step 2 spliceosome
Molecular function (GO): peptidyl-prolyl cis-trans isomerase activity
Source: RefSeq, a predicted model, not a curated record
GAAGGAGGCGGCCUUCCAAAAGGCGGGCAAGGAGGAUAGGGCGGAGAAAAGCAGGAAAGGGGCUUCCCCUUCUUGGAGGGAGGCCCAUGGCGGGGACGAGGGACUUUCCAGAGGGCUCUGCUUGGAGGUCCCAGUCUGCAUAGAUGGCUGUGACAUUGCACACUGAUGUGGGAGAUAUUAAGAUAGAGCUGUUCUGUGAACGGACACCUAAGGCUUGUGAAAAUUUUCUGGCUCUCUCUGCUAGUAACUACUACAAUGGUUGUAUAUUUCAUCGGAAUAUCAAAGGAUUUAUGGUGCAGACAGGAGAUCCAACUGGAUCUGGGAAAGGAGGAAAUAGCAUUUGGGGCAGAAAAUUUGAAGAUGAAUACAGUGAAUACUUAAAGCAUAGUGUUCGUGGAGUUGUCUCUAUGGCAAAUAAUGGCCCAAAUACAAAUGGAUCUCAAUUCUUCAUCACCUAUGGCAAACAGCCACAUCUGGACAUGAAGUAUACUGUGUUUGGCAAAGUCAUUGAUGGUUUGGAUACUCUAGAUGAGUUGGAGAAACUGCCAGUAAAUGAAAAGACCUUCCGCCCCCUUAAUGAUGUCCACGUUAAAGAUGUUACAAUUCAUGCCAACCCCUUUGCUCAAUGACUGCAGUGUUCCUGCAUUAGGUUUUUGAAAGGUUGUGAGUGGCCCUGUGAAAACAGAUAGAUUCCUACAUUUUCUCUUGGAACUAAAGACUUUACAAGAUUUUUCUAAUUGCCACAGAACAGAAAAACCAAUUUUGAUGUGUUAAAUUUUUAUGGUUAAUAAAGCUGUAAAAAAAAAAGCAUAAGGUAAAAAUAAAUUUAAUUUUUUU